This is a messenger RNA of Sabethes cyaneus, 861 nucleotides long. RefSeq lists its product as uncharacterized. NCBI's taxonomy places the organism in Eukaryota, Metazoa, Arthropoda, Insecta, Diptera, Culicidae. The record is from RefSeq and is a predicted model, not a curated record. The coding region runs from base 1 to 861 and encodes 286 amino acids. The transcript has a single exon.
AUGCAUAAAGUUUGCGAAAGUUGUGCCAAUGAUAUUGGUGAAGGUCGAAACUUUAUGAAAUGUGGUGGCUUUUGCUUUGCCACUUUCUGUGUAAAAUGUUGUGAUUUGCACGAUGAACUUGCUGCUGCGGUCAUGAAGAAAUCCAACUUGUUCUGGAUGUGUAAUACGUGCAAGAACAUCAUGGAUAAGGCUCGUUUUAAAAAUGCGCUAGUGUCAGUAGAACAAGCUAAUCAACAGUUAAUCGAGGAACUAAAAGAUCAAAUACGCAAGGACAUUCUUGAAGAUAUCAAGCUUGAAAUACGCACUAAUUUCAAAACGCUGAUUGAUUCAGUUCCUAAAACCCCGCUUCCGCAAACUCCGGGCUCUUUCUCAUUUAAUUCUGCCAAAAGAAGGAGAGGCUACGAGGAGAAUAUGGAUACUGCUGUCAUUAGACCUUCCAAGCUUUUGCGUGGAACUGACGCAACUGCACCCACCGCUAUGCCGACAACGUCUAAUCAUACUGAAGAGAAAUUCUGGUUGUAUCUCUCCGGAAUUUCACCUGAUGUAGCUGACCAAACCGUAACCAACCUGACGACUGAAAAACUUGGCACCGACAAUGUAGCUGUCGUCAAGUUAAUUCCCCGUGGAAGAGAUCCCAGAUUACUAAAUUUCAUUUCAUACAAAAUAGGACUCCCCAUUGACCUAAAGGCUAAAGCUAUGAGUCCGGACACUUGGCCUGUUGGUAUUGUAUUCCGUGAGUUCGAAGAUAAGUCUGUCUCCAAGAGGGUUUUUUGGAAACCUCCAACCGCCUUACCGACAUUAACAGUCGCAGGACCCAGUCAGACCUCGAAUGUUUCAGCCAACACACAACCCACCGCUUAG